This is a messenger RNA of Arvicanthis niloticus (Nile rat), 2391 nucleotides long. It is a transcript of the gene Sh3rf2, whose product is annotated as SH3 domain containing ring finger 2. Lineage: Eukaryota; Metazoa; Chordata; Mammalia; Rodentia; Muridae. Gene Ontology annotation, cellular component: nucleoplasm. Gene Ontology annotation, biological process: negative regulation of apoptotic process; protein ubiquitination; positive regulation of JNK cascade. The record is from RefSeq and is a predicted model, not a curated record. Gene Ontology annotation, molecular function: ubiquitin protein ligase activity; protein phosphatase 1 binding.
AUGGAUGAUUUGACGUUACUUGAUCUCCUCGAGUGCCCUGUGUGCUUUGAAAAGCUCGAUGUCACAGCCAAAGUUCUCCCCUGCCAGCACACCUUCUGCAAACCAUGCCUACAGAGGAUUUUCAAGGCCCACAAGGAGCUGAGGUGCCCGGAAUGCAGGACCCUGGUGUUCUGCAGCAUCGAGGCGCUGCCCGCCAACCUGUUGCUGGUGAGACUGCUGGAUGGUGUACGCUCCGGGCAGAGCUCGUGGAGAGGAGGCUCCUUUAGAAGGCCUCGAAUACUGACCUUGCAGGACAACAGGAAAGCCAAGAGCAGCCCCAGAAGUCUACAGGCCAGCCCUUUCCGGCUGGUGCCCAGUGUCAGAAUCCACAUGGAUGGGGUUCCUCGAGCCAAGGCCUUGUGCAGCUACAGAGGGAAGAAUCCUGGUGACCUGAAGUUUAAUAAAGGAGAUGUCAUCCUCCUUCGGAGACAGCUUGAUGAGAACUGGUACCAGGGGGAGAUCAAUGGGGUCAGUGGGACCUUCCCAGCCAGCUCUGUGGAAGUCAUCAAGCAGCUGCCCCAGCCACCCCCACUCUGCAGAGCCCUCUACAACUUUGACCUUCGAGACAAGGAUAAGAGCGAGAACCAGGACUGCCUGACUUUCCUCAAGGAUGACGUCAUCACAGUGAUCAGCCGAGUAGAUGAGAACUGGGCAGAGGGAAAGCUCGGAGAUAAAGUGGGCAUCUUCCCCAUCUUGUUCGUAGAGCCAAACCUCUCUGCAAGACACCUCCUGGAGAAGAACAAAGGGCAUCAGUUAUCACGCACAAAAAACCUAUCCCUGAUGUCCUCACCAUCCAGAAGCAAAGCAACCAACACAUCCUCUCUCCGAAAGAGCCCAGGGUCCAGGAGGAAAGGAUCUGGGCAGUUCUCCAUGACUACAGCUUUGAACACACUCAACCGAAUGGUCCAUUCUCCUGAAGGUCACCAGAUGGUGGAAAUCAGCACCCCAAUGCUCAUCAGCUCUAGCAGUCCCUCUGUGCUCACCCAGCAUGGGGACAAGGCGGACUUCCCUGCCAGCUCUGCAGGACAGGUCAGCACUUCUCACUCUGCACCUGCCUCUCCAGGACAUUCCACAGCCGUGGUCAGUGUGCCCAGCUCCCAGCAACACCUCUCAACUAACAUGUUUGUGGCCCUGCACUGUUACUCAGCCCACGGACCUGAAGAGCUGGACCUGAAGAAGGGUGAAGGCAUCAGGGUUCUGGGCAAGUCCCAAGAUGGUUGGCUGAGGGGCGUCUCCUUAGUCACUGGACAAACUGGCAUCUUUCCAAGUGACUAUGUCAUCCCUGUUUUCAGUUCAACAGCUAGAAAGACAUCUAGUUUUCCUGAUUCCCGGAGCCCCACUGUCUGCACCACAUGGGCAUUAUCCACCUCCUCUGUGUCCUCCCAGGGUAGCUUUUCAGAAAGUGAUGCCCGGCAAAAUGGACCCUUCAAAUCUGUCUUUGUGCCCACUGCCGUAGUUAACCCUUCGAGGAGCACACCUGGCCCAGGGACUUCUGGACAAGGGUCUCUUAGGAGAGUGCGGAGCAGCAUGAGAAAGAAUGGAUCUCUACAGAGACCAGUUCAACCAGGGAUACCCACUUUCAUGGUGGGCUCCCUCAGGUGCAGUCCUACCAUGGUGAUCCGGCCUCAGAAGUUCCAGUUUUAUCAGCCACAGGGGAUGACCCCUUCCCCAACACCAAUAACGGUGGAGCUGGGGUCUAAAUCUAUUUCCACCGGGGAGCCUGCCCUGACCUACAUCAACAGAGGUAGCAAGACCAGGAUCCAUUCAGCAGGCAAUUCCAUCAUCAUGGAAGGCAAAGAAAUGCCCAUCAAGAGUGAACCACCACCCAAGCCACCUGCAUCUGCACCACCCUCCAUCCUUGUGAAACCAGAAAAUUCAAAAAAUGGCAUCGAAAAGCAAGUCAAAACCGUGAGAUUUCAGAAUUACAGCCCUCCGCCCACUAAACACUCUGCCUCCAGUCCCACCUCUGGAAAGCAUGAACAGCCAGCCACCUUCAAGGGGUCCCAACCCGAAGCAGUCUCCUCAGGAGGAGAGAUGACCAUCCUAUUUGCCCACCGAAGUGGCUGUCACUCUGGGCAACAGACAGACCUUCGGAGAAAGUCAGCCUUUGGCAAGACCAUGCCCAUAGUAUCUACUGCUUCAGCCACACAGACCUUAUUUCCCAGCAAAUGAUUCUUCAGGUGGCUUUUCUUAGACACAAAAGAGGUGAAUUGCAUAUAAAUACAGUCUGCCUCUACUACAGACUAAUACUGUUCUUUGAAGGUUGAGUCUCCUUAAUGUUCCUUUUAACCUGCAGGAAUGGGAAGACAGGAAUUCCGGGUUGGCCUUCUGCUUUCUUUUUAGCCUUGGCUG